This is a messenger RNA of Caenorhabditis bovis, 546 nucleotides long. The record is from the annotation of a GenBank genome assembly. NCBI's taxonomy places the organism in Eukaryota, Metazoa, Nematoda, Chromadorea, Rhabditida, Rhabditidae.
AUGCUCGCCGCCGUCUUGCUGUUGAGUCGUCUUGUCGAUGCCGAUUUGAGCAAUCGCAAUCUGACAAUUUCACCUCAAGACCCGACAUUUCACUAUGUGAACAUCUCACUGCCGGCGGCGAUUGUUCGGAUUCGAUGCAAUCAUUGCGAUGUUCAACGAUGCCGACCGCUUCCAUUCUGCUAUUCGAUAGUGAAUCGCGAGAAUGAGAGGAGUCGCGGCGAUUAUUGCGCCGAUAUGUCGCAAAUGUCGUCGCUUGUUGGCGCGCAACUUGACGCGACGACGUCAUCGGCGCGGCGACGUCGACGAAUCGCUGACGGAUGCCUGCCGUCGAUUGCCGAUUCGGCGAUCUCCUAUUGUGUGUGUAGGACGUUCAAUGAUGACACGCGGGAGUACGAACAGCUCGGCCGCAUCCGUAUAUGGCGAUAUCAAUCGCUCAAAUUCUACGGCGAACUUCAACAACAACAACAAAACUCGGCGAUGUUGCCAAUUCGUCUCGAGCUUCUCCUUCUUCUUCUUCUUCUUCAUGUUGUGGGCCGUCUCGUUUAA